UCGCGGUAUUGGUCAUCAACAUUUUUAUAUUCGCGGUGUUCUCUUCGCUUGUCUGCAGUGUCAGAACGGUAAGUAGUACAAUAUAAUUUUCUUCAAGAAGACUUUAGAUUUGAAUAUGUAAUAGUUACUGGAUAUGGCCUAAAGAGUAGUCAGAGCCUAAACUUAUAACGUGAGUACAAAGUAAUGUCAAGGUUAGUUUAGCUUCGCGUUACUGACGGUAACUUUAGGCUUGAAGACGCUUAAUUCAAAUGGACUCAUAAGAACCGUAAACGUUUGAGGGUUCAAAAUUGUUGCUAACUACAUUUUUGACGUAUUAACUUAAAGUUUAGCUAACCUGAGUUGGAACGUUUUAGCGUUUCUCGUUAUCUAGUCGCUAGUUUUUAAAAUACAUGACAAUUCUGAAGUUCUUCCAAGCAACCAAACCAAGCCAUCCAGGGGUAAAAGGUGUCCUGACUACCUUUGAGCCAGAGGCUUCAGACAAGGCUGCAUGCAUUCUUUUGCUUGUGAUGGGAUACUUCAAAGAGCCUAAGGAUGCCAUGGUGAUUGUUGCUGAUACGUGUGCCACAACUACAGAUGUUGAAUGGACAGUGAGGUUACCAACAACGCCAAGCUUGGUUGUCCAAGGUGAUGUUUGAUGAUCUAAUUUUUAUCAUAUACUGCAUGUAGAUUGCAUACAUGCAACAUCAUGCAGCAGAGCUGACGUUCAGUGGAGCCUCUCUGUCUGCUUUAUCAGGCAGAGGUGAGUUGGUGAGAGAAAAGGAGACACUGAAAGUCAGCUCAGCUGCAGAACUGGUUCUGUUUCCAUAAACACAGCUACAGGUUACUGAUUCCGGAGGUAACAAGCGUCUAACCAUACAGUAGCAGCAUUGAGUCUUUGUCAACAGCUCUGCUUGCACCAGUUCUACAGUAGCUACAGAUCUGAACACUAACAUUUACCAGUGUCCUGAUCUGUUCUGUGUGUAAAUUCAAUUUACACCUCACACGUUGGUUCUGUUUGUGCAUCAGCAAAGUAAACAGAGCAUUACAUAAUACAGUUAAGAACAUGCUCAAACUAUUCAACAUGUUGCACAUUUUUGUUUAUCACAGUAGCUGGAAACUCAGUUACCACAGCGCACUUGUUCAGAACCAUAGAACCAUAUGAUAUCAGGAACUACCACUGCUUGUCCAGAUGCCUCCUGUUAGACUUGUGUUCUCAUAUGUGUUAUUAUAAUAUCUGUUUAUCUAUUAUUUUAUGUAGACAUUUUUGUUGCACUAUAUUAUUGAGACUAGUGUCACUUUAUUUUAUAGUAAUGUGAUAAAAUGACGUCACUUCCCGUUUUCUUCCUGUUAAGAUGUUAAAAGCGCGAAUAAAUGUUGUGCCGCGCACUUGUUAAAUAAAAGACAACAAAGCAAGAUCCUACGUGUGCAUUAUUGAACAAAGAUAACAGACGGAGGAGACAAUGUUACGAGCUCAACACCUACUUAUCAAAUGUGGUUGUACCAUUCAGAUAAGUGUUUCCAUCCAAUUCCUAAGAAAUGCUUUAAAGGGAGGACACAGGGAUAGACUUCAAUAUACUGCUAUAAAGGUGGCGGUAAUGAACCUUAAGAGGCCAGUGACGUAUAACACAGUGACGUAUAACACCACAUAAAAGGAAGAAGGAGAAGAAGGAAAAGGCGGAAGGAGGGACAACGUUAGAUCGAAGUCUUUGUUCCGUCAUCUUGAAGGCCACAUUUAGAGCAGAGAGCUGCUGGAUUCUAGCGACCAGGACCCCCAUGGAUCAGUACAAAUUUGAAAUAAAAGAGGAGGACUUGGACAUUUAUCAAGAACAGUACAAGAACGAUACGGAACAGCAGGAACCAAGGUUAACCGAGCAGGAACGGUCCAUUAGCAGAAUAAAAGAGGAGCAGCAGGACCUUGGUUUAAUCGAGCAGGAACGGUCCAUUAGCAAAUUAAAAGAGGAGAAAAACGACCUGGGUUUAACUGACCAGCACCGGUCCACUGGCCGAAUAAAAGAGGAGCAGGACCACUCCACUAGCGGAGCUGAGGAGGAGCAGCAGGACCUCGAUCGCGCUGGUCCCACAGAUCAACAGAAGCAAACAGGAAUACGAGCUUCAAGACUGUAUCAGGAAUUUGGCAAAGCCUUUACCAGACCAUUGGAGCUAAAGAAUCAUCAGAAGAGUCAUUCUGGAGAGAAACCAUACAGCUGUGACAAGUGUGACAAAACCUUUACUGCAAGAAGCAGCCUAAAGACCCAUCAGCAAAUUCAUACAGGAGAAAGACCACACACCUGCACCCAAUGUGGUGCAGCUUUCCACUGUUUAAGUGCUUUGAGAAGGCACUAUCAUAUCCACACUGGAGAGAAACCUCAUUUAUGUGACCAAUGUGGAAAAGCAUUCUCUCGGCUCAGUCUCUUACUGCGGCACCAGCUUGUUCACACUGGAGAGAAACCUCACUCUUGUGAAGAGUGUGGAAAAGCAUUCUCUCGGCCCAGUCACUUACUGCGGCACCAGCUUGUUCACACUGGAGAGAAACCCCACUCAUGUGAACAGUGUGGUAAAGUAUUCUCUCGGAUCAGUCACUUACUGAAUCACCAACGCGUUCACACUGGAGAGAAACCUCACUCAUGUGAACAGUGUGGUAAAUCAUUCUCUCAGCCCAGUAGUUUAGUGACACAUCAACUUGUUCACACUGGAGACAAACCUCACUCAUGUGAACAGUGUGGAAAAACAUUUUCUGACAGCGGUAGUUUACUAAAACAUCAUCGCAUUCACACUGGAGUAAAACCCUACUGGUGUGAACAGUGUGGUAAAACAUUUUCUAGGCCUUGCAGUUUAGUGACCCAUUAUCGUAUUCACACUGGAGAGAAACCUUACUCAUGUGAACAGUGUGGAAAAGCAUUUUCUAAAAGCAGUAAUUUACUAAAACAUCUUCAUCUUCACACUGGAGAGAAACCACAUUCAUGUGACCAAUGUGGAAAAGCAUACUCUCGGCUCAGUCACUUACUAAGACACCAGCUUGUUCACACUGGAGAGAAGCCUUACUCAUGUGAACAGUGUGGAAAAACGUUUUCUGACAGCAGUAGUUCACUGAGACACAAACAUGUUCACACUGGAGAGAAGCCUUACUCAUGUGAACAGUGUGGAAAAGCAUUUUAUAGAAAUAGUAUUUUACAGAAGCACCUUUAUAUUCACAAUGGAGAGAAACCUCAUUCAUGUGACCAAUGUGGAAAAGCAUACUCUCGACGUGGUCACCUACUGAGACACCAGCUAGUUCACACUGGAGAGAAGCCUUACUCGUGAAGUGUGGAAAAACGUUUUCUGACAGCAGUAGUUCACGGAGACACAAGGAUUCUAAUUUAUAUUAAUCGAAGACCAUGGAUAUAUUCUCUUGUUUAUCUAUCUUAAAUCUAACAGGAUUGCCCCUCUUCAUUAUCUUCUCAAAAGCUGAACUGUCAUAUACAGUUACAUACAUACAUACUUGGCAAACACUCUUUCUCAGACUCCCCAGCCAGCACCAGGAGAUAACAGUUGUAAACCUGGAAUGUGGAAUAAUGCAAAGAAAGGUCUUUUCUUUGGACCUGAAAGUUCUGAAUUGGACACACCGGAAACUUCAGGUGUCAUAAGACUGACGUGGUUGUAUUCUUUGGACAAUGUGCUUUACUUGAUGUGAAUUUGAUUUUGUAAGAUGUUUAGUAACUGACCAUGCUAAUGUUAGCUUUUGUCAUGUUACCACGGGGCUUGUUUGUUUUACCUGUUUGAGUGUGUGUGUUAGCUUGGCGCAGGUGCUGGAAAUACACUCACUAUUGGUAAAUUUCCAUGAGUGAUACCAUUAUUAUAUGAUAUAUAUUUUGGACAAAUGGAUUAUAUUAUACAGUAUUGUGGUUCUUGUAUUGAGACGUUUGAUACUUGUAAAUAUGAGCUCUAUUGAUUAUUACUGAAAUUGUUGUAAACGAAAAUGUUGAAAUUGUGUUGUAUACCAUAUAACAAUGUAAUUCGGACCUUACCUCACUCGUCUUCUGUUGGUGCGGUAGGAGGUGUGACGGCCAACGUUCUACACACACCUCACAUCUAACUGAGGCUUGAUCAGUCUAUUAUGGACAUAAGUUACUGAUGGGUUUCCUCAUCGGAUUGAACUUGAGUUGCAAUUCAUAUUGUAAAUAGAAAUAAACGCUCACUUUGCACUC
This is a messenger RNA of Betta splendens (Siamese fighting fish), 4163 nucleotides long. RefSeq names its product zinc finger protein OZF-like. The coding region runs from base 1753 to 3279 and encodes 508 amino acids. The transcript has 3 exons. Lineage: Eukaryota; Metazoa; Chordata; Actinopteri; Anabantiformes; Osphronemidae. Gene Ontology annotation, biological process: regulation of cytokine production; regulation of immune system process; negative regulation of transcription by RNA polymerase II. The record is from RefSeq and is a predicted model, not a curated record.